This is a messenger RNA of Spea bombifrons (plains spadefoot toad), 1295 nucleotides long. RefSeq names its product 2-oxoglutarate and iron dependent oxygenase domain containing 2 (gene OGFOD2). Gene Ontology annotation, molecular function: L-ascorbic acid binding; iron ion binding; oxidoreductase activity, acting on paired donors, with incorporation or reduction of molecular oxygen. Lineage: Eukaryota; Metazoa; Chordata; Amphibia; Anura; Pelobatidae. The coding region runs from base 22 to 1077 and encodes 351 amino acids. The transcript is spliced from 7 exons. The record is from RefSeq and is a predicted model, not a curated record.
AAUACGCCUCCAGCCCAGGGCAUGGCAGGCAGACCCCGGGAGCUGUCCUACUGCUGUUCCUGCUUCUACACCGAUAACAUUUUCAUUGAGGAGUAUCAGGCCCAUGUCAGGUUCACGGAUGUGCAGCAGUUCAAAAGGGACUACGAGAGGGCAUUAUACAACAAAGGAUGUCAGACAUCUGAGCAGUUUGGACAUGUUCUGGAAAAGGUCCAGAAAGAAGUUCAGAGGAGAAUGAAGUUAGGUGAGGAGUCAACGCACAGAAGAGCUGAGAUUUCUUUCCGCUAUAAACCGCUGCAUCCUGAGCUGUAUGUUUUACAGGAAUCCUUUUUCGCAGCAGAGUUUUUAGCAGCUGUCAGAUUUUGUCAAUCUCCUCAGGCUGACUUAGGUGGUCUGUUAAAUCAUCUUUACUCCAUACCAGGAAAGAGGGCCUAUCGGCUCCCAGUGUUUGUUCCGGAGUUUUGCAGAGAUUUCUUAGAGGAGCUUGAAAAUUUUGAAAAAUCAGAUUUGCCAAAGGGACGUCCGAACACAAUGAAUAACUACGGGGUUCUUUUAAAUGAGCUGGGAUUAGAUGAAACAUUCAUCACUCCUCUGCGAGAGAAAUAUCUGAAGCCACUCACCGCUGUCUUGUAUCCGGACUGGGGUGGGAGCUGCCUGGACAGCCACAAAGCGUUCGUGGUGAAGUACGCACUACAUGAAGACUUGGACUUAAGUUGUCACUACGACAAUGCAGAGGUUACACUAAAUGUUUGCCUGGGCAAGGACUUUACUGAAGGAAACUUGUAUUUUUCAGAUAUGAAAGAGGUGCCUUCCGAUGAGAGAAGGUACACAGAGGUUGAGCACGUUGUUGGUCAUGGGAUUUUACACAGAGGGCAGCAAGUUCAUGGAGCCCUUCCGAUUGAGUCUGGAGAGCGAUGGAACCUUAUUGUAUGGAUGAGAGCCUCACAAGUCCGAAAUACACACUGUCCUAUGUGCAACCAAAAGCCCCAGCUGGUGGAGUCCCUGGGGGAGGGUGAUGGAUUUACGUAUGUUGAAGGAGAAGACCGAGCAGGAACCGUAGAUGUUUGUUCUUUGGUUUAACAGAGGCUUGGAUAGUCCCAGAAACUUUAUAAAAUAUAAUGCUAGUCAGGUGACUAUUUAAUGCCUUACAGGAAAAUCCAGCCUCACUUAAAUGAUAAUGGGACCCAGAACUACUUGGAUUGAUACAAAAAGAUUGUAAAAUCUAAAUACCUUGAGGCAAAACUGUUGUUUGGUCAAAUGCCAACAAUGCUGUGCCCUGGUUGUUAUUUUAAAUUAAA